AUGUCUACUGAACAGAACCCUCGUCAACGGAGAGCCUCUGUCGACCUCCUGAACGACAACAUCUCCACCACCAACAACAACAACUCGAGCAUUGCCAACCACGCCUCCACCACUCCUACCACCAACACCAACACACGCUGCAACUCAAUGACCAUCACAGCAAUCCCCACCAAUGAAUCCGACAAAAAGACACCCCUCCCAGCAACAGACUCUUCAACACAAAGUUCUAAAAAGGACUCUCACGAAAAACAAGCAGACACGUUCCUGACAAGACACCCAUGGCUGAUGGGGUGGAACAGCGAAGAUUGGUGGCCCUGCUGGAUUGGCCUCUUCCUCUUUGCCAUGAUUGCUAUCGCCGUCCACCACGACAUCCCUGAAGCUCAUUUCAAGAUCUGGUCCUCCAACCCCUUCGACUCUCUCCACGGGACCGAAAACCUUGGUCUCUUCGUUCUUUUCCCUCUCCAAGGACUCCUCGUCUGGUUGGGACUUUGGGCAACCGGCGCCAAGGCCUGGAAACAAUUUCCUCAGGGUUACCUUGUGGUCUAUGUGUUGAGCUUUCUGAGCAAGUGGUUGGCAGCUCAGAAGAGUAUCAAGAGUGCUAGUUUGGGAGACUCGAUCUGGGCGAUUUUGUUUGGAACGAUCUUGAGAAAUGCGAUGGGUGGGAAGGCUCUGCCAGAUGGACGGUCGAAGCCUUUGGCGCCUUGGUUGAAGGUCGCGCAGCAGACUGAGUUGUAUAUUGCCACCUCUUUGGUUCUUCUCUGUAUUGACUUCACAGUACUCAAGCCAUUGGCCCCUCGUGCCCUCUUCGUCUCAUGGAUCGACACCCCAACCCUCUUCGUCGUCGUCGCCAUGCUCGGCGUCUCCUGGCUCAAGAUCGACCUCCAAACCGCCAUGAUCAUGUCCGGCGCAACCUUCAUCUGCGGUUCCUCCGCCGCCAUCGCCCUCUCCGCCUCCCUCGGUGCAGGCAAUAAAGCCGACCUGCCCAUCGCCAUCAUCUCUGUCUUCACCAUCCCCUCCAUCAUCGCCCUCCCUUACAUCGCCAAAGCUAUCGGCAUCAGCGCCAAUGUCGCCGGUGCCUGGUUCGGUGGAUGUGUUGACUCGACCGGAGCUGUCAUCGCCGCCGCUACCAUCUUUGGUGACAAUGCUGCAGUCCAAUCCUCGGCUGUGGUCAAGAUGGUCCAGAAUGUCCUGAUUGGUCCCAUUUCUGUCGGUGUUGCUAUUGUCUGGACCAAGCGCGAAGAGCGUCGCACACGCGCCCUUCACAGCUCCCUCGAGGACGAGAACCUCCGUUCAAAGACUGAUUUCAAGCCCGUCCCCUACGGCACCAUGCUCUGGGCUCGGUUCCCAAAGUUUGUUCUUGGUUUCAUACUGACAGCUAUCUUAUUCAACACCGCGGUUCCCGCAGUGGACCGUGCGAAUGUCAACACGUUCUCGUUCAUGGUUGGCGAAUGGUUCUCUACCAUGAGUUUUGUCAGCAUUGGAAUGGGUCUGCAGUUCCACGAGCUCCGUCGGGACGCUAGGUUGUUGCUCAAGCUGACGGCCCUGUAUGCCCUUGCUCAGUUGGUCGAUAUCUUGUCGACCUUCGCUCUUGCCUAUGUUGCCUUUGAGCUCUUCUAA
Messenger RNA from Linnemannia hyalina, 1617 nucleotides. The record is from the annotation of a GenBank genome assembly. Lineage: Eukaryota; Fungi; Mortierellomycota; Mortierellomycetes; Mortierellales; Mortierellaceae.